Molecule: messenger RNA, 3740 nt
Organism: Octopus bimaculoides (California two-spot octopus)
Lineage: Eukaryota; Metazoa; Mollusca; Cephalopoda; Octopoda; Octopodidae
Source: RefSeq, a predicted model, not a curated record
UCUAUAGAUCGAGCAUGUCCAUCUACCUGAGGGCAUUUGUGAUUUGUCUGCUUUCCUACUUACUAAGGCUUUGGUUUUUGCUAGGUUAACUCUGAGGCCCUUCUAUUCUAGAACUCUAUCAUUUUAAAACUGGGGCGACACAUAUGAGUUGUGUAGACUGAGAGAUAUGUCUUCAAAACCAAAAAGAAUGGCGGGGAGGAAUGACAGCUGAAUUGCUUUGAUCAAAAGUCAACCAGAUCAGAGAUGACCUGGCAGUAAACAACAACGAAAAAACGAUGACCUCCAAAUCACAGUUUAUAAUCUUAAACAAAGAAGAGAUACAUCGGAUAAUGCAAUGGCAUUCAUACAAAACACAUAGUCUGGGUUUGAAGGCUUUCCAUUCGAAGCUUUGGGAAUGUUGACCUAAGAGUAGCCAAUGAAAAAGGGAGAUAACUCCUUUGGUCUUAAAUCAUCAUUUACGGCACAAUCCUUAAUUACUGUCGUUAUUUAGAUAUUUUGUCAAUAAUUAAGGAAUAUUUGUUGCACUUUGGACUUAUUUUGGAUAAAGGCCUUAUAAACAAAACAUUUGGCACUAUCCAGGCAUGCAGGCAGACAGACAGAUACUUCACUAGCAGUGAGCACUUUCACUUCUGACAGCUAAUAGCAUGAUAGUGCCAAACAUUUUACUCGGAAAGUUUAUUUAUUUCUCUUCUCGAUCACAUUUAAAUCCUUCGUUUAUAUUGUUUUAUCGCUGUUAAAUGUUUGGGUAAAUUUUGAUCCUUUCACCUGUCCGAUUUUCACUAAGGAAAAAAAAAACUCGGAUUUUUUGCGUGGAAUCAAGUACCCUGAUCUCCUAAUAUGCUGCAAAUCCCUUAUUUUGGUUCGGAUAAAAGGGGUAGGAAUCCGGGUCAAACUAAAGGGUUUGACCCGGUGGGAAAUAAAAAAAUAAAAUAUUCUAAUAGGUGUAAAACAACUUGUUGCGAACGAAUAUGAAGAAAAAGACGUGCGCUCGCGAAAGGCAGGGUGGGGAGAGGGCUCGGAACAUUCACAUCGUCACAUAUCGUCAAUCCAUGGCCUCUGAAUUAUAGUGUUUGACCCGGUGACAAAUUUUUUUUUUUUAAUAGUCUAAUAGGUGUAAAACAACUUGCUGGGAACAAAUAUGAAGGAAAAAUUGCGCUAUAGAAGAUACUUGCUCAAGGUACCACGCGGUGGGAUUGAACCUGGAGCCAUGUGGUUGCCCAUUUCUAUAUACAGGAGUUGGUCAAAAUAAUGGAAACACCUAGCAUCAUAAUUUUGAAAUAUCUAUAAAACCGUCAAAAUCUUGUUUAUUUUUAUGUUUUUUUAUUUAUUAUUAGUGUUGCUUAAUAUUUUUUUGCUAAAAUUACUAUUUCUUUUCAGGUAUCACCGGAAAAAGGUAAUUAAAAUUCAUUAAAAUGACAGAUCUGUCGGAUUUUCAAAGAGGUCAAAUUGUUGGUGCUCGUAGGGCAGGCGCUAGCGUAACGAAAACAGCCGAAAUGUUUGAUGUAUCAAGAAAUACUGUCUCAAAAGUAAUGUCAACCUUUGAGAAAGAGGGAAAAACCUCCUCAUCAAAACAAAACUCUGGAAGAAAAGCAAAGCUUUCUGAUAAGGGCCGUCGGAAUUUUCUGCGAAUUGUUAUAAAGAAUCGCAAAAGUACAGCUCCCAAAAUUACUGCAGGGCUUAAUGACGAUGUUGAGAAACCAGUUUCCACAAAAACUGUCCGCCGGGAGCUACAUAAAGCCGAACUUCAUGAGAGGGCUGCAAAGCCAGAUGUUACAGGAGGGCUGUGAUUGUAUCUAGUCUUCUUGCUUCAGUAGUUUGGUCAGUCUAUAUGGGAAAAUCACUCAAGAUUUUGUAAUUCUCAUUAUUAUUAUUGCCUUUCAAGCGGACAGACGUGUCUCCCGAAGCUCUGUAAGUUGUUGUCAUUUUUGCAUGAAAAUCGUUUGUAACCUGUUUUAAUUUUUAUAUAUUUGUGUAGCCAAGCCAACUAGGUUCUUGUGGAGCUAGUCGGUUAGGCAAAAUUUCCCCCAUUUAGGGGCGAAAUUUUCAUUUGAACAUUUUAAAAUUUCCAUUUUAACAAAUAUCAAUUUUGAAAAAAUGUCUUUGAAGAGAGCAGCCAGCUGUUCUCUUCUUUCUUCAUUACACCCUCCGAAAAAGAAUGACAUGUCUAGUCGCACACAAUCCUGCCCAUCUGACGCCAUAAAAGGCAAAGAGUCAAAUGCUGAGGAACGUUCUGCCACGUGCAGCGUUCCUGUUUCCAACCUGUUCAACCGACUUUUAGAUGUGCACUUCCCAGCUCUUACCUCCACCAUUGCUCCUACACCGGAGAAGGAGGUAGAAAAGAACACAACAUUGAAGAACAAAGAAAACAACACCAGCAACACCAAGACCAGUAGCCAUUGUAACGGUUUCGCUUCAGCAGCUAAGCAGAGCUCGGAAGAAAUCCAAGUUACAAUGGCAGAAAUAAAGAAUGCUAAGGAGUUGUUAAGAAAAGACGGAAAUAAUGUCUUUCUUAACACUCCACAAGCAUUAAUACAAGCAACAAACAGAAGGACAAUAGUAUACAAGGUGUUCAACACAAGAUAUCAAAAGAUGGAGAGUGCUACCCCACAGAGAUUGAAGAUAGCUCUAAAGCUCAUAUGGGUCCAGAAAAAUUUCGUAACUAAAGGGAAGCGCUUUGGAACAGUGGAAGUGCGCUUCCCAAUGGAAGAGGAUGCCAUCCGGCACUCCACAACAUCGCUGAAGGCGGACGAUUUAUUGCUCGUGCUGACAUACCUUGGUCGGCGCGUGACAAAAAUAAAACUAGAUCAAGUGCCGCCAGAACUGAACAUCUCCUGGCUAGUGGCAGCUGUGCUCUUUGACAUUGAAGAGACUGCCACCAUUCUGGAGGUGCACAAGAAAACCAGUCGGGUAUGGGCAUGCAGCUCCUUGUUCAAAUUGAACAAGAUACCAUAAAUGCCAUACCCAACUCAAUAAACUUGCCGGAUGGCACCAGAAUUCACGUUGCUGUAAAGGGGCGAAGGCCAAAGUGCUACCUCUGCAGCAGCAACCAACACCUUAAAAAAGACUGCCCCAUCUACAAACAGAGAUUGGAGGCGGAAAAAAAAAAGAAAAUUGCAGCAGCAACAACAACAGGAGGUACAACAGAAACAACAACCAAAAGGCUCCACACCACCAACACCAACACCAAGGACCUCCACACCAAAAAAAGAAAACAACAACAGAACCAGCAACAACAACAACAGAAAUUGCGAAAGAAUUAUCGCCAGCCCCUACAAACAUUCCCUUUCCAGAUCAGAUCAGCUCGGAUUGUGUGACUACUGAUAGUGAGAAAGGAGAGUGGCACACUGUGCCACCAAAGAAAAAAGGAGAAAGUAGACAAAAGAAACAAUUGACAAAGGUGGGGGUGGUGAAAAAGGUGAGCUUCCCAACAUCAUCAGCAACAACAACAACACACACUCACAACAAAUAGCAACACCUUCUCCACCGCAAACACCAACACACACACACACCACAAAUGUAACAGCUAUUAACACCAAAAAUGAACAUCUAGUAAACUUUAAAAAAACAGUACAAAUGCAAAUACCACAAACUUCAUUAUACCCUUAUACAACGCACCACCAGCACACAUACUCACACUAAAAAUAACCCAAGAAAACUAUAAUAAAAUAAAAGAAAAGUUUCCGAAUGAUGUUGGGUCGCCAGGGAGAAGUUUCUCCCAAAAUCUAGUGGAAAUAGCCACA